UUUCACCAAGUUUGACAAUGGCGAUGUUGCACUAAUGCAUCUGUUAUUCUUUUCUCCUUUGUUAACAGUGGUGUUUACUUAGUUUUUCAUUACUUUUAUUCAUGCAAAUCAAGAAAAUUGUUGCCAUUAAACGGUAGUAGACGAUUGUUGCAAUUUAACAAUUUACAAAUUAUUGUCAUUAUAGAAACACCACGAAAGGCUGUAUAAAUCAUGUCAGAUGAGGAAAAUGGAGGAUCAUCAUCUGCACGGUUGUUAUCUUCACAAUACAAAGAUGAUCAAUUAGAAAUUGUUGAGGUGACUUCAUUUGAUAAAGCGCAGCUUGAGCGUUUGGACGGCAAUGUGUUGGAAGUGGGAGAGAGUAGUAGUGAUGGUAUGAAAUAUAUGCAAGUUCUGGACUCCAGUAAAAACAUGAUGGUGGACCUACUAAACUUGACUUUAGUUAGGAGUGAAGAUGGUCAGGAGUCUUACCAGUUGGUGACGAAUGCAGAUUCCUCCGAGAGCAAUGAAGGUGAAACUGUUACUUGUGUUUUGCAAACCACUGAAGAUGGGGAAGAAACGGAGAACCAAGAGACAUAUGUGAUGGUGGACGGUGCUGAUGGUCCACUGAUGUUCUUGCAGCAAUCUCCAAUAAAGAAACCCUCACCAUUGAAGCCAGCGCCAUCACCCGCAGAAAUAUUGGAAAGAGCUAAAGCUUUACAGAAAGCUAAGAAGUUGUCUUCGACUGGAGGUGUGGGUGCAAGUAGAAGUCGAGGUCGCGGACGGCGGCGCGGGGAACUGCCCCCGCCGCAUGAACUCCUCGCAUCACCCAGCUUCAAGCUGUUCCUCUACUCCUGCAAGCUGUGCAGUUUCCAGUGCAACGCUAUCAAAGAGCUCACCGCACACAAGGCUGCGGAGCACGCGGGCGGUGGAGGUAGCGGUGGGGGGCGAAGGCGCGGCGGUUGGCUGACGUCGCCCAUCACGCUGCAGUGUGCUCGCUGUCCCUACAGGGGCUCCACACAUUGGCAGCUGAUGAAACACGUCAAAGAGAAGCAUGUGGAAGCUGAUGAUGAUGCCACAAGUAACAAGGUAUACCUGGAUAGUGCUGAGGUUGCAGCUGCGGAUGUACUGGUGUGUGGUGCUUGUGGCUUUGAAUCCGCUUCCCGGCAAGCUUUCAAGUUGCACAUUGAACAGGAUCAUGGAGCCAACACUUGCUGAAGGCUCAGAAAUAUAUGUACAGUUGGAGAAUUAAAUUCAAUACCCACAUGGGAUUGAUAUACCCAAAAUGUAAGACAGUGAAUUUUUAUUAUAACACUUCAGUCAAACAGCAAGGUAAAAAAUAUAAUAGAUUUUCAGACAUAAUGUUCACACUAAUAUAGAUAUUUACUAAGAUUAAUUCAGUGUUAUAACUUCCCUUUUAAUAAAAAAAAAACUUCAUUGUGUUCUGAAAUAUUGAUACUAAUGCUGUUUGAUUUCAAGUUUAUUGGUUCAGUAAACAGCAAUAGAGCUCUGGUCUUAUCAACUCGUGUUGUAAUAGAAGUGUUACGACAGUGGAGACGCACUGUAACAGCUGUAAUUUAACACUUAUGUAUGUGACUUGUAUAGAAUAUUUCAUUGAAUUGGAAGGGAAAGUGGGUAGGAAAUAAAUGUCCUCGACUGUGUGCAGUUUCACUUUUCCCACUUACCUUAAACUGCUUUUAGUACCCUUCCGACUUCUGGUAUGUCAAUGGUUUUUUCCUAGAGUUAUUGUGUACCAUAUGUAGGUUUAUUUCAAUUAAAUUAUC
Messenger RNA from Papilio machaon (common yellow swallowtail), 1760 nucleotides. RefSeq lists its product as uncharacterized. The record is from RefSeq and is a predicted model, not a curated record. NCBI's taxonomy places the organism in Eukaryota, Metazoa, Arthropoda, Insecta, Lepidoptera, Papilionidae. The coding region runs from base 211 to 1194 and encodes 327 amino acids. The transcript has 11 exons.